AUAAGCAGGAGAGCAGUCGCAGAGCACAGGCAAAAUGGGGGACGACGGGUUCCUCGAUCAAUACCCUGCCAACACCGAUGCGGGCAUUGGCACUGUGCACAGCUGCCGCUACUCAAAACAAAAAAAUCCGGUGCAGAACAACGAUUUUUUAUCGUGCUCCAUGUGCAUACACAAUGGACCCAUCAAACUCUACGGUAUUUUUUCCGGAUUUAAUGGUGGCGAUUCAACAGCGAAGUUUGUCAUGAACAGAUUGGUAUAUGAGAUUUUUGGAGAAAAUCCAAUUACACCAACACUACUCCCUUAUCAAGUGGUGGAAGAAUUUAAACGGAAAUUUGAAAACGUUGCCGAGCGUUAUUUGUUGAUGAACACCGAUGAUUUGAACAAUCGACUGUUAAAGUUGGAGGAACAGUCGGAAACUGGAAAUAAUGCAGUAUCGGAAAUCAAUCAAAAAAUUCGCCAAGGUACCACUGCCAUAGUAGUCAUGAUCAUUAACCAGGACCUAUAUGUGCUAAAUUGCGGAAACUCUCUCGCAAUUGCUAUGAACAGUGAGAACGUAGUGCAGCUCAACUCAAAUCUACACAAUAAUGACAAUCCUUUGGAGAUUGUACGAAUAAAAGGGCUAGGGAUUAAUCCGGAGACAGUUCUGAAUCCAACUAGAGCGAUCGGUGACUUACAACGAACCCACCUGUUUGAAGAGACGGAAGCUUUCAAGAAUGCAAAAGGACCACCGGUUAUUUCUACUCCAGAUGUUCAGUAUACAAAGAUCGACCCAUCCUGGAGACAUUUGGUUCUGAUCUCCGACGGUGUAGUUCAGAAUCUUAAGGAAGUUGAAGUUGAAAACAUCCCAACAGAAGUAUCCGUUCGACUAAUUGAAGAUCACACAGUUACAAGUACAGCGCAGGCAUUGGUAGACUCGUUUGCAAGAAAGCAUCGCGAUGCUUACACGAUGAGCGACGAUAAAAAUUUCUGUAUCAGUAAUCACAGAGAGGAAAUGACUGUGAUUUAUGUGAAGCUCGAGGAAGAUUACCAAGCGGCUCUUUACGAACAAUUCGAUUCAGCGAUUUCGACAAUGGAAUCUACAAAUGCAACAUUGUAUGAGCCCUGCUCGACACCAUAUGUCGAUGCUACCAACUUCAAUUCUGGAAAAAAUUAUGAAAAGAUGAAGAAACUACUUCUAACUCGACCUUCAAAAUAAAUAUUGUUGCUAGUAAAUAUAAAUAUUUGUUAUCAUG
Caenorhabditis elegans is the source of this 1232-nucleotide messenger RNA. It is a transcript of the gene tap-1, whose product is annotated as TGF-beta-activated kinase 1 and MAP3K7-binding protein 1. NCBI's taxonomy places the organism in Eukaryota, Metazoa, Nematoda, Chromadorea, Rhabditida, Rhabditidae. The record is from RefSeq and is marked reviewed. The transcript is spliced from 9 exons. The coding region runs from base 35 to 1195 and encodes 386 amino acids. Gene Ontology annotation, molecular function: protein serine/threonine phosphatase activity.